Messenger RNA from Neodiprion virginianus, 3610 nucleotides. Its product is annotated as 1-phosphatidylinositol 4,5-bisphosphate phosphodiesterase-like. The coding region runs from base 184 to 3438 and encodes 1084 amino acids. The record is from RefSeq and is a predicted model, not a curated record. Gene Ontology annotation, biological process: lipid metabolic process; phosphatidylinositol-mediated signaling. Gene Ontology annotation, molecular function: calcium ion binding; phosphatidylinositol-4,5-bisphosphate phospholipase C activity. NCBI's taxonomy places the organism in Eukaryota, Metazoa, Arthropoda, Insecta, Hymenoptera, Diprionidae. The transcript has 20 exons.
GUGCAGGCAACAAAGAGAGUUUCCACCAUAAUGUCACUCGCGCAUUUCUGUCCCGGCAUUAUUCAGUUUCGGAAUUAGUUCAGAUCCGAAAUACGCGUUAAGCGUAUUUCCCCGUAAGUCCUUGAUUUCGUUUGCAUUCGGUCGAUAAAAAGAUACAGAUUUCAACCCGACGCGAAAGAGAUAAUGACGAAAAAGUUUGAGUUCAAUUGGCAAAUCGAAGUUCCCGAGCUCCUCAGAAAUGGGUCAACUUUCGACAGAUGGUUCGAGGACAAGGAGAACACUGAAUACGAGCCCGAUUGUGUGUUCAAAGUUGACGAAUACGGCUUCUUCAUUUACUGGAAAAGCGAUGGGAAGGACGGUGACGUUAUUGAGUUGGCCCAAGUGAGUGACAUAAGGUACGGAGGGACGCCCAAGGAUCCCAAACUGUGCAACAAACUCGGCAAACACGGUACUGCAGAACAACUCGACGAGAAGAGUUUAACGAUAUGUUCGGGAACGGAUUACACGAAUAUUCACUAUCAGCACGUAGUUUGUCCGGACGCACAAACGGCCAAGGACUGGCAAAGUGGGCUGCGGUUAAUCACGCAUAAUACGAAGGCCAGCAACGUCUGUCCCAGAACGCAGUUGAUGAAGCAUUGGAAAAGAAUGAGUUUUUCUGUUGAUCCGAAGGGAAAGGUGCCCGUUAAAGUUAUUUCGAAAACCUUCGCCUCGGGGAAAACUGAAAAACUGGUUUACCAAGCGUUGGCUGAUCUGGGAUUACCGAGUGGAAAGAGCGAUAAGAUCGAGCCGGAAGCUUUCACAUUUGAUAAAUUCUACGCCCUGUAUCACAAAAUUUGUCCGCGAAAUGACAUCGAGGAACUCUUUCAGUCGAUCACCAAGGGAAAAGCGGAAACCAUCAAUCUAGAACAGUUAAUUAACUUUAUGAACGAGAAGCAAAGGGACCCAAGACUCAAUGAAAUUCUCUAUCCAUUAUACGACGAUAAGCGAUGCAUAGAGAUAAUCAACGACUAUGAGCAAGACGAUAAAGCGAAAUCAGAGAAAAAGUUGACUAAAGAUGGCUUCAUCCGCUAUCUCAUGUCCGACGAGAACGCGCCGGUGUUUCUGGACAAGCUGGAAGAAUGGAUGGAAAUGGAUCAGCCGCUUUCUCAUUACUACAUCAAUUCAAGCCACAACACUUACCUGAGCGGACGUCAAAUCGGUGGAAAAAGCACUGUGGAGAUGUACCGUCAAGUGCUUUUGGCUGGCUGCAGAUGUGUCGAGCUGGACUGCUGGGACGGCAAGGGUGAGGACGAGGAGCCCAUCAUUACUCACGGCAAGGCCAUGUGCACAGACAUCCUCUUUAAGGACGUGAUUUAUGCUCUGAGAGACACGGCCUUUGUGACUUCUGAUUAUCCCAUAAUACUCAGUUUCGAGAACCACUGUUGUCUGAAGCAGCAAUACAAAUUGGCCAAAUACUGUGACGAAAUACUCGGGGACUUGUUGCUGAAGGAACCGCUGAAGGAUUAUCCUCUGGAACCUGGUUCUCCGCUUCCACCCCCGUGCGCUUUGAAGCGGAAGAUUCUCAUAAAAAAUAAGCGCUUAAAACCGGAAGUUGAAAAAGUCGAGCUCGAAUUAUUCCGGUCCGGGCAAUUCGAGGCUAAGGACGAAGUCGUGGAGGACGCAAGUGCUCCAGCCGUAGCUGAGCCACCGAAGGAGGAAGUUCCCGCGGAUCCCGCAGCCGCUGGUCCCCCGGGAGAGGGAGGCGCUGAAGGGGAAGCUCCUCCGAUUCAAUACAGCGGAAGUACAAUGGCCUGCCAUCCCUGGCUUUCUUCGAUGAUCAACUACGCUCAACCCAUCAAAUUUCAGAGCUUUGAAACGGCAGAGAAGAAAAACAUCCACCACAACAUGUCCUCAUUUUCCGAGACCGCCGCUCUUAAUUACCUCAAGACUUCGUCCGUGGAGUUUGUUAAUUACAACAAAAGGCAGAUGAGUCGAAUUUAUCCAAAGGGAACGAGAGCAGACUCGUCCAAUUACAUGCCGCAGGUCUUUUGGAAUGCUGGAUGCCAAAUGGUAGCUUUGAAUUUUCAAACACCCGACUUACCGAUGCAGUUGAACCAGGGAAAGUUCGAGUACAAUGGAACUACGGGAUACCUUUUGAAGCCGGACUUCAUGCGGAGACCAGACAGGAGUUUUGAUCCCUUUGCUGAGGGUGUGGACGGCGUUAUCACCGCUCAGUGCGCCGUGCAAGUGAUUGCCGGACAGUUCUUAUCCGACAAGAAGGUAGGCACUUACGUAGAGGUGGAUAUGUACGGUUUGCCAGCCGAUACUAUCAGGAAGGAAUUCAGGACCAGGAUGGUACCGGCGAACGGAUUGAACCCGGUGUACAACGAAGAGCCGUUCCUCUUUAGGAAAGUUGUUCUCCCCGACUUAGCGGUGCUGAGAAUUGGGGUAUACGAGGAAAGUGGAAAGUUACUCGGGCAGAGGAUCCUACCACUUGACGGUCUUCAAGCUGGCUACAGACAUAUUUCACUGAAGACUGAAGCCAACUUCCCAAUGGCGUUGCCCAUGCUCUUCAUCAACAUCGAGCUCAAAAUCUACGUACCUGAUGGGUUCGAGGAUUUUAUGGCAGCUCUGUCGGACCCUGGAGCUUUCAACAAGGGCGCGGAGAAGCGGGAUGAGGCGAUGAAGGGGUUGGGUAUCGAGCAGUCUGACUCAAAAGCGGAGGCGGAAAAGAAGAAGAAAGAGGAAGAGGCAAAAAAGGUGGAGUUCAAACUCGAUCCAAUUACUAUGGAGUCGUUGAAGCACGAGAAAGGAUUCUCGAAGACCGGAAAGAAGCAGCAAAAGGAAUUGGAUACGAUGCGGAAGAAACACUUGAAGGAGAGACAGACGAUGCAAAAAAAUCAUUGCAGUGCUAUUGAGAAGCUGGUUAAGGGCAAGGACAAGGCGGCUCUGACCCAAGAUGCUAACGUGAAGAAAGUUGUCAACGAGCAGACCGCUCAGUGGUCAGCGAUGGUGGAAAGACAGAGAAAGGAGGAAUGGGAACUUCUCAAGACUCACGCCCAGAAUUCACGCGAAGAAUUGAAGAAACUAAUCGAAGUUGUACAAGCAACGCAGAACAAACAGCUCCAAGUCAAACAGGACAAAGACAUCAAAGAGAUGAAUGCAAAUCAGGCGAAAGUCUCGGUAGAAACAAUGAAAGAAGUGAUGAACGACAAAGCGCUGAAGACUAAAGGAGACAAGGACAGACGACUGAGAGAAAAGAAGCAGAACAAUACGAAAAAGUUUAUGGAGGAAAGGAAAACCGUGCAGAUUAAGCAAGGGCGAGAAAAAGAAAAGCUGAAAGUUACCCAUGAAAAACAAGUCACUGAAUUGGACAAAGACAUUGAUUUGACCGUCGAGUUGUACAAGAACGAACAAAUCGAGUUCGACGUAUCAUCUAAGACGGAAUUUUACGUGUAGAUAAACUGCGGAAACGUAUUGUAUUGUAUUUAAAUUUCAGAUGUUGAUAGAAAUUGAGCUAUUGGUGGAAAAUUAUACAACACACCUUAACGUUAAUUAUUUCAAUUGAGAAUCGCAGUAGAGAUAUAUCGCAGAAUUGUACAUAAGGAAAAUAAAGAAGUUUGAACGAUCA